Molecule: messenger RNA, 840 nt
Organism: Phyllotreta striolata
Lineage: Eukaryota; Metazoa; Arthropoda; Insecta; Coleoptera; Chrysomelidae
Source: the annotation of a GenBank genome assembly
AAUCAAAAAAACAAACAUUCAUACUAUUUGUUUUAAAUUAUGCUUAAAACCAGAAGGUCCUAAACGAAAUUAAUUUACUCACUUCACAUCAUGUUUAUGAGAAACGUAAAUAUAAACAAUUCAUUACGACGUAGUUAACGUUAACCAAGCAUUUGCAGUUAAUCAAAUUACAUUUACGGUUAGCCGUGCUUGUGACGAAACUAUGAAGAAGACGUCCAAUUUUCGGUAGUACCUAAUAAUGCUUUAUUUAAGUUUUUUUGUUGGUUUGUGUCAAAUUUUAGUGUGUAACUGCCAAACGUUCAAAAGUCCGGAUUCGUUCAUAACCAGAUUUCCUUCCGGUGGUGCAAUGGGAAUUUACGUAGCCGUAGUCUUUCCCAUAGAUCUUCCUGGUCGCGAAGCGUCGUUAGGUUGGUUUUUUGAGGCAAUCCAUCCCUUACCUGACAACAACACUCAAUUCACGGUGCCUGUGUUGGAAGGGCGAAUGGAUAAAAUUGAUAGAAAACACGUUUACACAGUUGUAGAAAACAGAAUCAAAUCAAAAGGAUAUUCGGGCAAGGAAUGCUUAUUAAGAGCGAUUUGUGAAGUAGCAAGCUAUCCUUUGCAGCAUUCCAAUGGACUCAUUGGUGAUUUAUUGCAGAUUUUUUUAUCGCCUUCAUCAUCGAAGAAUAUCGAUUUACCUUCAGAGUAUACUAAUGCCGAAUUAUUAGGAAAAAGUAGUGAUAAUUGCACGAAUUAUUUUAAGAACUGUAGUGUAAGUUUAAUGGAGUUAUUUACAAAAUUAAGCACAUAUUAAUUAAUCAGACUGAGAUAUGCUUAAUUAUUAAAAUAGUAAUUGACUGA